Drosophila busckii is the source of this 2547-nucleotide messenger RNA. RefSeq names its product non-lysosomal glucosylceramidase. Gene Ontology annotation, biological process: carbohydrate metabolic process. NCBI's taxonomy places the organism in Eukaryota, Metazoa, Arthropoda, Insecta, Diptera, Drosophilidae. The record is from RefSeq and is a predicted model, not a curated record. Gene Ontology annotation, molecular function: beta-glucosidase activity.
GCAGCCUACUAUUGGAAGGUCUCGCGCGAAGGUCGUCGCGUCUAUAUGGAUUACUAUUAUAUGGAGCAUGGGAAGCAGAUCUAUGGUGUUCCAAUUGGCGGCAUUGGCGCCGGCAGCAUUGGACGAGGCUAUGCUGGGGAGUUCUGUCGCUUUCAGCUGCGUCCUGGGAUCUAUGAGUACAAUGUGGUGCAUGCUAAUCAAUUUAUAGUCACCAUCAAAGAUCACAAGGGAUGCACCAUUUUUCAAAGUUUGCUCUCAAAGUGCAGUAGCAAACAUAUGAGUGCUGAGGCUGAUGAGGCCAAUGCGCAAAAAACUAAAUGUCAACUGCCCAAUUGCAGUAGCCGACCGCGUCAUCCGCUCAACGCCUGGCACUCCAACAUCGAGGACUCGCGCUGCAGCUACACGGGACUCUAUCCGCGCGCUUGGACUGAAUACGAUCUAUCCCAUUAUGGCGUGCGUCUGGUUUGUCGCCAGAUAUCGCCAGUUAUACCGCAUGAUUACAAGGAGUCAAGCUUGCCAUGCGCUGUGUUUGUCUGGACGGCGCAGAAUGUUUGCGAUCAGGAACGCAAGGUGUCGAUAACGUUUACCUUUAAGAAUGGCACAGGUAAUAAGAAGCAGGAUGCUGAGGGUGGCGCCGAAUCGCAGCUUAUAAGUGAGGGUAAUGCCAAGGGCGUGGCCAUCAAGCAGAAGAUUGCCGACAUGCCUUGCAGCUAUAAUUUGGCCUGUCGCGUCUUGCCGGAGAUUAGCAUAACACGCUGUCCCCAGUUCGAUCCGGCUGGCAAUGGUGAAGCCUUGUGGGCUCAGCUCAAGGAACAUGGUCAGCUUACCGAGCAGCCCACUGCAGAGAACCUGAAAACCAAAGACAUUGGCGUGGCUGUCUGCGCUCAGUUGGCUUUGAAGCCACAAGCUUCCCAUGAGCUGGAGUUUGUGCUCGCCUGGGAUAUGCCAAAGAUACAGUUUCCACGCAAGCUGCAGAUGCACACACGCUACUAUACCAAAUACUUUGAUGACAGCGGCGAGUCCGGACCCAAGAUCUGUGAUUAUGCCUUGAAGCAUUAUGCCAGCUGGGAGCGACUAAUUGAAGCCUGGCAGCAGCCCAUCCUAAACGAUGACGGUCUACCUGAUUGGUAUAAGUGCGCUAUAUUCAAUCAGCUGUAUUUCAUUUCGGAUGGCGGCACCCUUUGGCUCAAGUGCAACUCCUCGCUGGGCAAGGAGCUGGAGUUUGACGAUCCGCGUUUGGCCUACGGACGAUUUGGCUAUUUGGAAGGCCACGAGUAUCGCAUGUAUAAUACCUAUGAUGUGCAUUUCUAUGCUUCGCCAGCUUUGGCACAUCUCUGGCCCAAUUUGCAAGUGAGCUUGCAGUUUGAUUUCAAGGAUGCCAUAGCCGCUGAGCUCACCGAUACACGUAAAAUGCUCUAUGACGGCAAAGUAAUGCCACGCAAGGUCAAGAACUGUGUGCCACACGAUCUGGGUGAUCCGGAUGAAGAGCCAUUUACACUCAUCAAUUGCUAUAAUAUACACGAUGUAAACGAUUGGAAGGAUCUCAAUACGAAAUUUGUGCUACAAGUCUAUAGAGACUACUAUGUGCUCAAUGAGCUGGCCCAGGCCCAAGCGGAUAAUGCUAGCAAAUUUAGCUCCAUUGAGUUCAUUGACAAGGAGAGCUUGUAUGAGCUAUAUGCGCAGGAUAACAAGCGCAAGAACUCAGCAGAUGAAAAGCGGCAGAAUCGCAAGUCUGCCUCGAUGUACAUCAAUGAAACCAAUGGCAAGGUUUAUCUGAUGGAUGGCAUUGGCUACUUGAAGGCCAUGUAUGCUGCCUGUAAAGCUAUUAUGGAGCGCACAAUUGAUUAUGACAAGGAUAAUGAUGGACUCAUUGAGAAUACCAAGAUGCCGGAUCAGACUUACGAUGCUUGGGUUAUGGACGGACCCAGCGCCUAUUGUGCGGGACUCUGGCUGGCUGCACUGCAAGCUAUGUCCGCUAUGGCUACUAUAUUGGAUCAGCCAAACGACUGUCUGCGCUAUCAGGAUAUUUUGGAAAAGGGCAAGCAUUCGCUGGAGGAGAAACUCUGGAAUGGCAGCUACUAUCGCUUUGACUUGUCGCACAAUCAUCGCGAUACAAUUAUGGCCGAUCAGCUGUGUGGUCAUUGGUAUUUAAAGUCCUGCGGCUUUGACUAUGACAUUUAUCCCAAGGAGAAUGUGCGCAGCGCGCUUAAGCGCAUCUACGACAACAAUGUUAUGGGGUUCCAUGAGGGCAACAUUGGUGCUGCCAAUGGCUUUAUAGCUCAUGCUAGCGAUGCUACCAAGCCUGGUCAUGUGGACAACAGCUGCAUACAGUCCGAGGAGGUGUGGCCUGGAGUUGUUUAUGCCCUAGCGGCCACAAUGAUACAUGAGGGCAUGUUGAAGAGGCUUUCCAAACCGCUGGCGGCAUGUACAAGACUCUUUCCGAGCGCAUUGGCAUGAACUUCGAGACACCCGAAGCUCUCUAUGGCGAGAAACGCUAUCGCUCGAUUGGCUACAUGCGUCCUCUUAGCAUUUGGUCCAUGCAGGUCG